Messenger RNA from Prorocentrum cordatum, 1224 nucleotides. NCBI's taxonomy places the organism in Eukaryota, Dinophyceae, Prorocentrales, Prorocentraceae. The record is from the annotation of a GenBank genome assembly.
GGCAGCCGCCUGCUCUCCCCGCCGCGGCAGUUUGGGCAGCUACGAGGCCGCCCGUGCUGGCGCCGCGGACGCCGACGUGGAGGUCCUGCGCCAGCAGCAGCAGGUCCUCCUCUGCUUGCUUGGCCAGGCCUCCGCCGAUCCGGCCGCGCUGCACAAGCUCUACCAGGAGCUCCUGCGGCACGGCGCGGCCGCCAAGGAGGCUCUCCCGGGCCCCGGAGAGCGAGUGGUGCCCGACCGGGACGCUGGUGCUGCAGCUCCUCCGGCAGGCGCCCCUCUCAGCCCCGGGCCGCCCUCGCGCUUCGAGCAGGACUUCGAGCGGAUGGAGCUCCUCGGCCGGGGCGCCUUCGGCGAGGUCUGGCGCUGCCGACACCGGCUCGACGGGCACGAGUAUGCCGUCAAGAUGGUCCAGUUCCGCUCCAGGGCAUCCGACGGCGACAGGCUCCGGCAGCGCGUGGCGCGCGAGGUGGAGGUCCAGGCCAGCCUGGCGCACCCAGGAAUAGUGCGGUACCACACGUCGUGGGUCGAGGGCCACUGGGUCUACAACCAGGAGCCGCGGGCGCACGACUCCCGGGCGAGGCACGCGGUAGAGGCCGUGAGCGGUGACGGCUCCGCGGCCCUCAGCCUCCCGGAGGAGUCCGAGGAGAGCGGGGUGGUCUUCGGAGAGGCCAGCAGCGCGGGCACCAUCGAGUGCGAGCCGCUCCCGCCCGUGGAGAUCGUGCCCGCGUGCGGCGAGCCGGAGUUCCAUGCCACGUUGUACAUACAGUCUGAGCUGUGCAGCAAGGACACUCUGCACUCCUGGAUCGCCCAGAGGAACGCGGCCUUCGCCUCCGGGCAGCUCACGGAGGAGCAGAGGGAGCAGUGGAAUCGCAAAGCGUGCGGGAUCUUCGCCCAGGUCGUCGACGCGGUGGCGCACCUGCACGCGCAGUCCUGCGUGCACCGCGACAUCAAGCCUGCCAACAUCUUGUUCGCCCGCGACGGCAGGGCCCGCGUCGCGGACUUCGGGCUCGCGAAGGACAGCUCCCACGAGCUCGGCUCCUGGGGCGUGCUGCCUGAAGGCCGUGCGAGCGGCUGGACGGCGUCCCUGCCCAGGACGAGGGCAGUCGGCACACCCGCCUACGCCAGCCCGGAGCAGCUCGCGGGCGCGGCCGCCGGGUCCGCGGGCGACGUGUACUCGCUGGGCGUGAUACUCGCGGAGCUGCUGUGCCCCGUGCAGACACAGAUGGA